AUGGCAUUGAGAUCGGGUCUCGUGUGGUUCGCUGGCCUCGUUGCCAACGUCGCCGCGGUAGACGUCGAUGAGUUCAUCGCCCAGCAAAGGGGCAUCGCUCUUGAAGGCGCUCUGAACAACAUCGGACCUAAUGGCUCAUUAGUACAAGGCGCCAGCGCUGGCAUCGUCGUGGCCAGUCCGUCCAAGUCUGACCCUGACUACUUUUAUACUUGGACGCGUGAUGCCGCGUUGACGAUGAAGAUGAUCGUCGAUGAAUUCAUCUUCGGCCACAAAGAGCUCCAGGUCUACGUGGAAGACUACUAUCGCUCUCAGGCUGUUCUGCAGACCAUAACGAACCCCUCCGGGUCCUUCCUGCCAUCCGGGCGUGGUCUUGGCGAACCUAAGUAUACUGUCGACGGCUCUCGCUUUAAUGGCGAAUGGGGUCGCCCGCAGAGAGAUGGCCCGGCGUUGAGGGCCAUUACUCUCAUCACAUAUUCCCGCUGGCUCGUAGAGAACGGCCAGCAGGCCAAGGCCAAAGACGUCAUCUGGCCCAUCAUUGCCAACGAUCUGUCAUACACCGGCCAGUACUGGAACUCGACGGGCUUCGAUCUUUGGGAGGAGGUCACUGGCUCCAGCUUCUUCACGACUCAAAACCAGUACCGCGCCCUUGUCGAAGGUGCAGUCCUUGCGGAGACUCUCGGCGUCAAGUGCACAGGAUGUGAGCUGGCGCCCGACGUCUUGUGCUUCCUUCAGACAUUCUGGAACAGCAACGACGGGUACUACACUGCAAACAUCAACACCAAAACUCAGCGCUCCGGCAAGGACGCCAACGUCAUGCUCGGGUCUAUUUCCGUCUUCGACGUCGCUGCCAGCUGCGAAGACCCGUCCAUCCAACCGUGCCACAGCCGAUCUUUGAGCAACUUCAAGGUCUGGGUUGACUCUUUCCGCAACGCCAGCCUCUACCCCAUCAACGAAGGCAUUGCCCAAAAUAAGGGUGUUGCUGUUGGCCGCUAUACCGAGGACAUUUACUACGACGGAAACCCCUGGUACCUCAUCACCCUUGGUGCUGCUGAAUUCCUUUACGAUGUAAUGGCCCAGUGGAAUGCGCAGAGCCAGAUCAAAAUUGACGCGACGUCUUUGCCCUUCUUCACCGACUUGUACCCGUCCGUCAAGGUCGGAACCUACCAAAAGUACAGCAACAUAUCUGGCGCCUAUGCUAGCAUCACCAACGCCGUGAAGACCUACGCCGACUCCUUCGUCGAAGUCGCACAAAAGUACACGCCCGCCAACGGCUCCCUCGCCGAGCAAUUCAACAAGACCACUGGCACCCCCCUAUCGGCACAUGACCUCACCUGGUCCUAUGCGUCCUUCGUCACUAUGGCCGAGCGCCGUGCUGGUCUUUACCCUCCCAGCUGGGUGCCUGCCUCUUCCGAAGUCCCCACCACCUGCGCCGCCUCCUCGAGCACGGGACUUUACAACCCCGCCAUUGCUGCCGGAGCACCCAAUGUGACAGGCUCUUGCACUGUCCCCGUGUCCUUCCUCGUCAACGCCACGACCUACUAUGGCGAGAGUCUAUACGUUCUCGGCAACACGGCUGACCUCGGCUCCUGGAAAAUCGAGAAUGCGCAGCCCAUGUCGGCGUCUAACUACACGGCCCAACGCCCGCUAUGGAACGUCGACGUCGAGCUGUCCGGUGGCCAGACCAUAACCUACACCUACGUAAGGGGCCAGAACUGCAACCAGGGCUACAUCUACGAGGGAGUCAACCGCACACUGACGGUACCUCCUUGCAAUUCGACACAAAAAGUGGUGACAGAUGACGCUUGGACGGGGCGUCAGGGAUCGAGUGGUAACUGUUAA
Messenger RNA from Colletotrichum spaethianum, 1839 nucleotides. Its product is annotated as glucoamylase P. Gene Ontology annotation, cellular component: fungal-type vacuole. The transcript is spliced from 4 exons. Gene Ontology annotation, biological process: polysaccharide catabolic process. Gene Ontology annotation, molecular function: starch binding; glucan 1,4-alpha-glucosidase activity. The coding region runs from base 1 to 1839 and encodes 612 amino acids. The record is from RefSeq and is a predicted model, not a curated record. Lineage: Eukaryota; Fungi; Ascomycota; Sordariomycetes; Glomerellales; Glomerellaceae.